CCAUGGAAGCUCUGAUCUUUCAUCUUCACUAAGUUUUACUUAAUUUCAACUGCAUCUUUGUCUCUCUUUUUCUUUUUUUGCUUUGAUCUUCUGAAUCUUACGUUCUCUAGAUCUCUUCUUUUUUUUUCUCUAUUGUUCUGUACUUUAUAAAGUCUUUUUGUCUCAGAAGCUUGAAACCUGUCGUGGUCAGCAAGAUUCAUUCAACUGUCUUUACUUCUCCUUUUUAACUGUCGGAUCUUUCGAUGGAGGAGAGAGAAGGAACCAGCAACAACAUCUUAACCAGUUUUGGUCUGAAACAACACGUAGCUCCUCCUCCUCAUCCUCCUAGUACUGGUGUCUACCAAAUGGACCCACCACGGUCCGAAAACCCUAACUUUUUUCCGGUGGGGCUACUACCCAACACCACCGCCGCAUCUGCCUCCGUCUCCGCCGUGGCGGUUAAAGCUACUGAGAAUGCUGCUGCUGCUGCUCCUCCUUUCAGCUUAACAAUGCCGGUGGAGAAUUCCUCUUCUGAGCUGGCGAAGAAGAAGAGAGGGAGACCGAGAAAGUAUAACCCCGACGGCUCACUCGCCGUGACUCUUUCUCCGAUGCCAAUCUCCUCCUCCGUUCCGUUGGCAACUGGGCAACGAGGAAGAGGGCGUGGAAGAGGAAGAGGAGGACGAGGUCGCGGCGGACGUGUAGAGCAGCAGCCCUACAACAACAACAAUUGGGCCAAGCAUCCUCGGAUGUUCGAAUUCGACAACAGUUCUCCUACUGUUGUGGGAACUGGAGAAGUUGUUACUAGUGCAAGUUUUACUCCUCAUGUGCUCACAGUAAAUGCUGGCGAGGAUGUGACAAUGAAGAUAAUGACAUUCUCUCAGCAAGAAGGCUCUCUUGCCAUCUGCGUUCUUUCCGCAAACGGUCCCAUUUCAAAUGUUACACUUCGCCAAUCUACCACUUCUGGUGGCACUCUCACUUAUGAGGGUCAUUUUGAGAUUCUUUCUUUGACGGGUUCGUUUAUACCAAGCGAGAGUGGAGGAACCCGAAGCAGAGCUGGAGGGAUGAGUGUGUCUCUUGCAGGACCUGAUGGUCGUGUCUUUGGUGGUGGUCUCGCUGGUCUCUUUAUUGCCGCUGGUCCUGUUCAGGUAAUGGUAGGGACUUUUGUUGCCGGGGGUCAGAAGGAGGAAUCGCAGCAGCAGCAGAUAAAGAAGCAAAGAAGAGAAAGACUCGGGAUCCCCAUAACAACGCAAGGUUCCAACAUCUCAUUCGGUGGUGGCUCAGCUGAAGAUCCAAAGGCUAGAUACAACGGCGUCCCAAACAAGCCUGUUGUUGUCCAGCCACCACCAGUGUCCGCACCACCACCUAUGUCCUUUCAGCAUGAGCCGAGCACUACUAACGCGGUCCAAGGUUACUACAGAAACAACACUGCUGCUGACCAUAUCAGGGAUCUCUUCUCUUCUCUCCCAGGAGAGGAUGACGACGAAGAAGAUGAUGAGAACUUAGAAGGUGAAGACGAUGGGGAAUUUGGAGGCCACACUGAAUCCGACAACGAGGUUCCAAGCUGAUGAUUAUUUGAGAUUUGAGAGAGUGAAUCCGAACAACAUUCGAUGGUUCUUGAUCUUGAGCUCCUGCUGCGUUUUGUUCUUUGGGAUUCUUUACAGUCUUAAUGGGUUUUUCAUUCUCUUCAGAUUUUAGUUGUAUUUUAUUAAACAGAGAUGUCUCUCACUAAAGAGUUAGGGUUUAUUAGAGAGAGGAUCUGUAAUAUCUUUAGGGUUCUUUUGACUUGGUUUCUACCCCAAGUGGUUGUUGUUGUAGAAUUGCGAAACUUAUGUCUGCUCUCUCUCUGUCUCUCAUUCAGUUUGCUCGUACU
Messenger RNA from Raphanus sativus (radish), 1849 nucleotides. Its product is annotated as AT-hook motif nuclear-localized protein 4. The record is from RefSeq and is a predicted model, not a curated record. Bases 243 to 1544 code for a protein of 433 amino acids. Gene Ontology annotation, molecular function: minor groove of adenine-thymine-rich DNA binding. NCBI's taxonomy places the organism in Eukaryota, Viridiplantae, Streptophyta, Magnoliopsida, Brassicales, Brassicaceae. The transcript is spliced from 5 exons.